UCUCCUCCACCUCCAAUUUCCUCUGCCCGUUUUUCUUCAAUUUCGUCAAGAAGACUCCCAAGUUAGCAUCUGAUCUGAUGGCACCCGCACAAGGAAGGUUGGUGUUGGUGGAAAGCAUGAAGAAGUGCAAUUCAAGCGCAGUGAUUGUGCUUGCACUUCUCUUUUCACUGUUCUUGUUAUCUCAGAUCAAGCUCUCCUCCAUCUCCAAGAUAUUUGCAGAGAUUUCAACCACAAGCGACCAAGGACCACUACUCUUGACAUCACGUGGGUACUCCCCAAUCAUCAGCUGUGACCGAUCCCAUGGGAAUUACGAUACGUGCUCGAUCAACGGCCCGACUGUCUUGGAUCCCAAAACGGCCACCUUCUACACGAUGGGCCCAACGAGGCCCGUUGUGGAAAAAGUCCGGCCGUACCCUCAAAAGAACCAAACUUUCAAAGUAGAGCCGGUCAAAACCGUCACUCUAACAUCAGGCCCAUCAGGCCCACCAUGCAUGGUCCAGCACAAUGCCCCCGCCCUUGUAUUCAGUGUGGGGGGUUUCACCUGGAAUUUCUUCCACGCCUUCAUCGACGCCUUCAUCCCGCUCUUCAUCACCCUCAACUCCAUCUCCCCCGACAAUCCGGACCGCUUCGUUUUCGUGAUCGCAGAUUACCCGGACUGGUUCCGCCGCAGGUACGCGGAUUUGCUUCGCCGUCUCAGCAAACACCCGGUGGUAAGCCUCGAUAACGAUACUAGGACCCACUGUUUCCCUUCCGUCACGGUGGGCCUGAUCUCCCACGGGAUCAUGACCAUCGACCCGAAGCUGAUACCCAAUUCGAAAACCGCCGCCCACUUCCACUCGCUAGUGCACGAAACGUAUUGCGGCCGCCGCCGCCACCCUCGUCGUCCCGUGCCCGCCACCUUGAAACCCAAGCGGCCUCGGCUUUUGAUAAUGGGUCGCAGCGGUGGGGUCGGACGGGUGAUCUUGAACCAAGGAGAGCUGAAGAGAGCGGCGGAAGAGGAGGGCUUCGAAGUCGUGGAAUUCGAGUCGCAGCACACGACCACCAUGAGGGUCGCGUGCGAGCUGGUGAGUUCGAGUCACGCGAUGCUAGGGGUCCACGGCGCGGCUCUCACGAACAGCCUGUUCCUCCGGCCGGGUUCGGUGCUGGUGCAGGUGGUGGGGAUAGGGUUGGAGGAGGUGGCGGAGCUGUGCUUCGGGAGGGUGGCGAAGGACAUGGGGCUGGAGUACAUGGAGUACAAGAUAGGCGUGGAGGAGAGCAGCUUGGUGGACAGGUAUGGGAAAGAUGAUGUGAUUGUGAAGGAUCCAAGCUCCAUGGAUAAGGGGAACCGGUAUGAUAAAAUUAUGAGGGUGUAUUUGAAGCAACAAAAUAUGAACCUGGAUUUGGCUAGGUUGAGGGGAUAUUUGAAGACAGCAUAUGAAAAGGCUAAAAUAGCCAUGCUCAAACAGAGUUAAUCCUCGGAUUCGGAGAUUAAUAAAAUUCUUUUACUUAUCAAAAAGGAAAAAAAAAAAAAAAACAGUCUGUUGAUUAGUGUGUGGAGAAUAAUAUCUGGACAUAUAAUCCGCAGCCUAUCAUGGCAAGGUGCGGCUUUUCUUCGUAUUUUGUUUUGAUUUUGUUGUAUUUUAUUUGGUUGUUUUAGUUGUACUUUA
This is a messenger RNA of Rhododendron vialii, 1646 nucleotides long. RefSeq names its product xylan glycosyltransferase MUCI21-like. The record is from RefSeq and is a predicted model, not a curated record. Gene Ontology annotation, molecular function: glycosyltransferase activity. The coding region runs from base 78 to 1451 and encodes 457 amino acids. The transcript is spliced from 3 exons. NCBI's taxonomy places the organism in Eukaryota, Viridiplantae, Streptophyta, Magnoliopsida, Ericales, Ericaceae.